Molecule: messenger RNA, 4281 nt
Organism: Umbelopsis ramanniana AG
Lineage: Eukaryota; Fungi; Mucoromycota; Umbelopsidomycetes; Umbelopsidales; Umbelopsidaceae
Exons: 7
Coding region: 169-4185 (1338 amino acids)
Biological process (GO): transmembrane transport
Cellular component (GO): membrane
Molecular function (GO): ABC-type transporter activity; ATP hydrolysis activity; ATP binding
Source: RefSeq, a predicted model, not a curated record
GGCUUGAUCCAGUAUCAUAUAUAAUAAUUGUGUGGGGGGAUCUUUGACUCAAAACAGAUUGCUUUAUUCCGUUACCCAACUCUUUAUCCAUCCCGAGGAAUUGAUUUCGCCUUUUCCAAAACUUUUUAAUAAAAAUAGAGCGAUAGCUUUCAUUCACCCUCGGUCAACAUGUCAACCGUAGACAAGGAGGCUGAUACAAGCUCUGACAACCACAACAAUCACUCGAACGCUGAAACUGUUCGAGAUGAGAUUGUUGAUUUACUAGUAGAAAAACAACCUAUACCACCCGCCAUCAAUAAUCUUGGAGUCGUUGCCGAUCCUACCCCACUCGCCGAAAAGAAAGAGGGGGCCAAACCCAAAGCCGGCAUCUUUGGCCUGAAGAAAGAUAAAGAGAAGAAGAAGAAGCAACCUGCUGUUGGCAUAUUCACCUUGUUCCGAUUUGCCAAUGCGCGCGAUAAGAUUCUCAUUUUAAUUGGUGUUAUCUGCAGCGCUUCUGUUGGUGCUAUUCAACCUGUGUCGAUCAUUAUUCUAGGCAAAUUUUUGACGGACUUUACAAAAGUAUUAACCACCCCUGGUGAAGAUAUCUUGGCGGCUGUGAUGCCAGUCAUUCUAAUUUUUGUCUACCUUGGUACGGCCAACCUUGUACUUGGUUAUUUGUGCCAAUGCUCUUGGGUCCUCUCUGGAGAGUUCCAGACCCGCCGUAUUCGCAAGAUGUAUGUCCAUGCUAUCCUGCGUCAGGACAUGGGCUGGUUCGAUCAAGCGGAAGAAGGUUCUUUGACCACCCGACUUGCUGCUGACACCAAUCUUAUUCAGGACGGUAUCAGUGAAAAGUUCGGCAUCUUCAUUCAAUGCUGUUCGCAAUUCAUCACAGGUUUUGUCAUUGCUUUUGUCAAGGGUUGGCGAUUGGCCCUGGUAUUAUUAGCCGCCAUGCCAAUUAUGGGUGGAUGUGGUAUCUUUAUCGGUAUCUACAUUACUAAAUUUACCACCAUGGGUCAAGAUGCUUAUGCCGAUGGUGGUGCCGUUGUCGAGCAAGCAAUUGCUGGAAUUCGAACCGUCUACUCUUUCAGUUUGCAAAAGCGAUUCCUCGACCGUUACAAGGCUGAGUUACAAAAGGCUUACGUGGUCGGUAGAAAGAAGGGUAUUGUCCUCGGCGUGGGCUUUGGUAGUUUCAUGUUCAUCCUCUUUGCCACUUAUGGUCUCGCUUUCUGGUAUGGCUACACACUUGUCGUCAACAAGACCGAUGGAAUGAAUGGCUCUAGUGUUUUGGUUGUAUUCAUGUCAAUGAUGAUUGGUGCCAUGUCACUUUUGCAGUUGCCUCCUCAGCUCAGCGCUGUGACCAGUGCUAUGGGUGCGGCUUACAAGAUUUACAACACCAUCGAUCGUAUCCCAUCGAUCGAUCCAGAUAGCACUGCUGGUAAAAAACUCGAUACAGUCAAGGGUCACAUUGUCUUCAAGGACGUCAAGUUCAAAUACCCCACUCGACCUGACACCACCGUGUUGAAACAUCUUAAUUUGGACAUCAAGCCAGGCAUGACCGUCGCUUUCUGUGGACCAUCAGGUUCUGGAAAAUCCACCAGCAUUCAACUGAUUCAACGUUUCUAUGACCCUCUUGAGGGAUCGGUUUCCCUCGAUGGCUCUGACUUGAAGGAUCUAAAUGUUUCUUGGCUUCGUCAGCAUAUUGGUGUAGUGAGUCAAGAACCUGUCCUGUUCAAUAUGAGUGUCAAGCAAAAUAUUCUCAUGGGCAGUGUUACUGGAGAUGUCACGGAAGAGGAAGUCAUUUCUGCAUGCAUGAAGGCCAAUUGUCACAGCUUUAUUACCCAACUUCCAAACGGAUAUGAUACCAUUGUUGGUGAACACGGAGGCAUGCUUUCCGGCGGUCAAAAGCAGCGUAUUGCCAUUGCAAGAGCCUUAGUUAAAAACCCACCGAUCCUUCUUCUCGACGAGGCUACAUCUGCUUUGGAUACCGCCUCUGAACGCCUUGUACAAAGGGCAUUGGAUAUCGCUUCAGCUGACCGAACAACUGUUGUUAUUGCACACAGACUGUCCACUAUCAAAAAUGCCGACUUGAUUGUUGUUAUGAGAGAUGGAGACAUUGUGGAAGCUGGCAAGCAUAAUGACCUUUUGGAACAAGAUGGUGUUUACAAGCAGCUCGUGUUGAAGCAAAAGAUCAAGAUGCAAGAAGAUGCUAUUGCCAAAGGAAAAGGUGACCCUGAAGAAGUGGAUGUAUUUGAAGAUGACUCGCUCGAUGACGCUUCGCUUGAACGUGCACUACAAGAGGAAACUGUCCAAAUUGCAACCGACAUCGUUGAUGCUGAACGCGUUGCCCAGACAAGAGUCAAUGUCGCUGAUACGGAUGUGGAUGUUUAUGAAAUCAAGCGACUUAAGGAAAAAGAGGAAAAGAAGGCCAACUUGAAGAAGAAGGCUCCUGUUCUUAGAGUGGCCUCCAUGAUGCGAUCCGAAUGGCAUCUCAUUUUGUUUGGUGUGCUUGGAGCUGCCGUCGCCGGUGUCAUCUUCCCCGCUUACGCUCUUAUUUUCUCCAGAGUUAUCGUCAUGCUUCAAACCGAUCCUCAGUGGGCACCUCCCUUCCAAGGACCCAAUCUUUAUGCCUUUAUCUUUGUUGUUUUAGGUAUUGGUGCAUUCUUUGCAUUCUCUACCCAAGUUAUCUGCUUCGAAAUUGCUGGAGAACGAUUCACUGAGCGCCUACGUGCUCUUGCUUUCGAGGCUAUGCUCAAGCAAGAAAAUGGUUUCUUUGACGAAGAAUCUCACAGUCUCGGUGCUUUAACCUCCCGUCUGGCCACCGAUGCUGCCAAUGUCAACCAACUGAUCACCAAAGUGUGGGGUGAUGUUGCGCAACUUUGCGUCACCGCUAUUACUGGUCUCACCAUCGCUUUUGUCAACGGAUGGCUUUUGACCUUCAUUGUUUUGGCUUGUGCUCCAUUCAUGGCCUUGGCUACUGGAUACGAAUCGAGAGUACAUCGUGGUUUUGAGAACCAAACCAAGACGGCUUAUGAACGAAGUGGAGAUGUUGCUGCCGAAGCUAUCAAGGAAAUUCGCACUGUCGCUGCUCUUACAAAGCAAGAAUAUUUUGAAGACCGUUAUGAAAAGGCAAUUGCUCGACCCCACAAACUUGCUCAAAAGAAGGCUUUCCUGGCGUCUGUUGGCUAUGGUGCCACUCAAGGUAUGAACCUGUAUACCAACGCUGUUGCUUUCUACGCCGGUAUCCGAUUGAUCAAGAGCGGUCAGCUUUCAUUCCAACCUAUGUUUACUGUUUUGAUGGCCAUCAUGAUUACUGCUACUGGUAUGGGCCGUGCUUCAACUUUCACAUCCACUUUUGAGAAAGCCAAGAACUCUGCCAUCAGCACUUUUGAGCUCAUCGACCGUCAACCUCUCAUCGAUCCCGACCAAGAGGGAGCGGAACCUGAAAGUGUUAGUGGUGAUGUCGAAUUCCAAGACAUUCGGUUUGCUUACCCCGCUAGACCCAACGUUGAGAUUUUCAAGGGCAACUUCAGCUUCAAGGGCAAGGCUAACCAGUCCAUUGCGUUGGUGGGUCCUUCUGGUUGUGGCAAGUCAACCACCAUCGGAAUAUUACAACGCUGGUAUGAUCCCAAAGGAGGAAUGGCCAAGGUCGAUGACAAGAACAUUGCGGAGUAUUCUCUUCAUAAUCUUCGCAGUCAUAUGUCACUUGUCAGUCAAGAGCCUGUUCUAUUCGACAUGUCGAUCCGCGACAAUAUCCGAUUCGGAAUAGAGUCGGACAAUGUGACGGACGAACAGAUCAAUGCCGCUGCAGAGAUGGCCAAUAUUUUCACCUUCAUUGAUGAACUUCCCAACGGUUUGGAUACAAGAGUCGGUGACAAAGGAUCUCAGUUGUCUGGUGGUCAAAAGCAACGUAUUGCCAUUGCCAGAGCUCUUAUCCGUAAUCCCGCUAUCUUACUUCUUGAUGAAGCCACUUCUGCCUUGGACAGUGAAUCGGAAAAACUCGUUCAGCAAGCCCUUGAUAAGGCCCUGGCUCAAGGUGGACGUACUACUAUCACUAUUGCUCACAGACUCUCAACCAUUCAAAACUCGGAUCUCAUCGUGGUGGUCAAGGAUGGUCAAGUUGUUGAACAAGGCAACCACUUUGAAUUAUUGGCACUAGAUGGUGUAUAUGCUGACUUGGUCAACCAACAAAACUUGAAUGCUAACUAGAUACCAUUUGGUUCACUCACCAAGAUACAUUCUGUUUUCUUUCUUUGUCCCCCAAUAAAAAUAUGUCUUUAGACAAACCCCCCAACAUUACACUCG